CUGUUGUUGUGAUUGACAGUCUAGCAGGAGUCAUGUUGAACUUUCGUUUUGGUCUUUGUCGGGACAAGAAUGUCUUAAGUAACUGAACGACGAUGUCAGAAAUACUGAUGAAAGAAAUGGAGAGUAUAUCGAUCGGUCCAGUGAAGCCGGAGGAGCGAACCGACGGUGUCCGGAGCUUCCUGCUGGUGGACGAACAAGAAAACCUGCAGGUCCACGAUGAGACAGAGUUUGUGGAGAGACUCGGCUGUGCGGACGUCGCAGGUGUCAAGGUCCUCUCCAUCUUUGGCAACACUGGGGAUGGCAAAUCACACACCCUCAACCACAUUUUGUUUGGUGGUGAGAGUGUGUUCUACACCUCCAAGUCCCCCAGCUCCUGUACAGUGGGAGUGUGGGCCGCUUACAACCCCUCUCUUAGUCUGGUCGCCCUGGAUACAGAGGGCCUCCUGGGAGCCGCCGCCAAUCAGAACCAGAGAAUGCGGCUGCUGCUGAAGGUGUUGGCAGUGUCUGAUAUCGUUGUCUAUCGUACACGAGCGGAGCGACUCCACAAUGACAUGUUUCACUUCCUGAGUAGUGCCUCAGGGGCCUACCUGAGGCACUUCACCCCAGAGCUGAGGGCCCUGUCGAGUCGAUGUGGUCUAGAUGUGCCCCUCUCAUCUCUUGGGCCUGCUGUCAUUGUCUUCCAGGAAACGACACACACCCAACUGCUGGGCCAAGACUCAAAGGUGCCCGGUCAUGCUGACACGCUGCUCCAGAAGCGAUUUCAUGACCUGAAUUUGGGAACAGAGGCCUUCAGUUCGGUACAGUAUGUCGGCACUCAGACCAUCACACCUCCCACAGAGUACAGCAGACUGCUGGAGGCUGUCGAGCAGCAAGUGAAGAACACUCACACUCGCUCCCCCCGCCAGCCUGGGAUAGUGUUUCACGCUCUGGAAGCUCUGAGUGAGCGUUUCUGUGGAGAACUAUCAGAGGACAAGAUGACACUGUACUCCUUCUUCCCUGACGAGUACUUCACCUGCUCUGCCGUCUGCCUCAGCUGCAACAUUCGCUGUAAAAAUGGAAUGAACCAUCUGAGAGACAGGGUCCCCCACAUGGCGGAUGGACUGUGCCAGUAUGCGCACCAGUUCAACAACAAGGUCCUCAUCUGUAAGAGGUGCUAUGAAGGAGGCAGAGAGGUGAUCGUUGUACCUAAAACAUCCGCCUCCACCGACAACCCAUGGUUUGGACUGGCCAAGUACGCCUGGUCAGGGUAUGUGUUGGAGUGUGGUAGCUGUGGUGUAAUCUACCGCAGCAGACAGUACUGGAUGGGAAACCAGGACCCUGAGAGCGGCGUGGUGCGAUCUGAGGUCAAACACGUCUGGGAGGGAUCGGACACCUUCCUGACCAACCACCAGAACGCUGCCCAGAGGGUCCUGGACGGGAUGAACUACAUGAUUCAGUCGGUGUCCGAGUACGGCACCGGCCCCACCAAAGCUGUGACUGCCUGGCUCACCGAUCAGGUGGCACCUCCUUACUGGAGACCCAACGCAGAGAUCACUGCCUGUCACGGAUGUCAGAAGGUGUUUGAGGAGGCAGAGAGGAAGCAUCACUGCCGAUCAUGUGGCGAAGGGUUCUGCCAUCCCUGCUCCAGCCACAGGAUGCCGGUGCCCGAGCGGGGCUGGGGCAGCGGUCCUGUCAGGGUGUGUAAGGCCUGCUACCGCCAGGGAGGGCCUGCCGACACCAACAGCCAGGGUGAGACGUAUGCAGCCUGUCGGGGGAUAAACAGUAACGAACUGGCAAAAGUCCUUAACUGCCUUGUUCUUGGCUUUUGUUUUGUGAAGGAUGUGGCUCGGCCAGACUACUGGGUGCCAGACCAGAACAUCACCCAGUGCCACCAGUGCUCUAAGACCUUCACCGCGGCCAUGUCCAAGCACCACUGCAGGGCCUGUGGGCAGGGAGUGUGCGGGCCCUGCUCCACACACAGCCGGCCCGUGCCCUCCCGAGGCUGGGACCACCCGGUCAGAGUGUGCGACAGUUGCCACGCCCGGACGGACUCCCUGUGACCUUCUCAAGCAGGGAAACUUUGCAAAGUGUACUCCGUCUUCCUCAGAUGAUUCAGAAACACACUGUGAAUCCUGGUACUGCUGCUCCGAGACAACAAGGGGAAUCGGCUGAACGGCACCGAACAGCAGGACUGGAAUCAGCUCGGUUUUUGUGGGAAAAGACUGGCUGCUUAAAGAGAUCUCCAUCCAGACUCACGGUGCUGACCAAGAAUCUGCUUUUCAUCUCAUCCGCUUUCCUUGACUGAUUCAGUCUCAGCUGUGAGACAAACAUGUAUCAUAGAUCACUUUCAUUACAGCCCCGCGAGUCAAACGGCUCCGAGACUAACUGGACAAGCUGGACACGCGUUUUUAACUGACAGGCUUUUAAGAAUUAAGAUCUUCAGCUCCCUGCAGUUUAUCAUUAUCGGAGCUUGAAGUCUCUGCUGCACUCUGGUGUAAGGCUUCCAUGUUCAGUCAUUCAUUUCUUUGCUUGCACUUCGCCGUAGCAGGCUGCCCAUUCUCACUUUGAACAAGGUGUUCGCUAGAAAUGACAAGAGAGUGAGAAAAAAGGAUGAACUUGGACGUGAGAAAUUGUGGAGUUUGACAGACUUUUAAAUUUCUGUGUCUUAAAGUUUUGAAGCCAUUUCAACCACUCAGUCUUUUGUUUGACUUCAGAGGAGAUGACUUUUAUCCUCCUCUGAACUCUCUCACCUGCAGAUCCUGGCGAAGACGAGCAUAAAAAUGAUCUUUUAGGGAAAAAAAAUUGUUCCUGCGUUACUCAGGGCAGAAAGAGAGGAGAGGUGGAGAAACAACAACAAGCAGCAGCAGCGUGUGCCUUCAUGGGAAUCUUACAACCCAUUUCUGUAGCCCCUUAGGUUUGUUUUGGGGAUUCCUUCAUAUGUGCAAGGACUAACGAGAUUAUUUGUGCCUAUUUACAGAGCAAUGUCAUUUACAGCCUUGCUCCUCUAACUCCUACAGUUGUAUCUGCAGUAUGCUGAAGUGGAGAAUAAGAUCUGUAGCUUAACACACGUAGACAUUCCACUGUAUGGAAGUAUCUGUGUACUCGUGUAGACUGACCUUUCUGGGGUUAUUGUAAGAAAUGAAGCACUGAUGUUUCAGGACGCUCUCAGAAUAAUGAAUACACCUGCACCGGAUCAUUGAGGUGUGCUUAUUUCAAAGAUACUAAAUCACUUGACCACAUAAAGUACAAAUUCUAUAAACAUUGAUGAAAUGAGGGAGUUUGUCUGUAAAAUCCUGGAUGCUUUGUGCUGUUCUUUGUCUAGAAAUAACCACUUCAGUCAAAUCUAGCAAUUGACAAUCUUGAUUUUUCUUUUUUAAAUAAAUGAAGCUUAUUCACAGAACAGAAAA
Molecule: messenger RNA, 3386 nt
Organism: Stegastes partitus (bicolor damselfish)
Lineage: Eukaryota; Metazoa; Chordata; Actinopteri; Pomacentridae
Product: zinc finger FYVE domain-containing protein 1
Exons: 11
Coding region: 93-2039 (648 amino acids)
Biological process (GO): lipid droplet formation
Cellular component (GO): lipid droplet
Molecular function (GO): phosphatidylinositol-3,4-bisphosphate binding; metal ion binding; phosphatidylinositol-3,4,5-trisphosphate binding
Source: RefSeq, a predicted model, not a curated record